Podarcis lilfordi (Lilford's wall lizard) is the source of this 16378-nucleotide messenger RNA. Lineage: Eukaryota; Metazoa; Chordata; Lepidosauria; Squamata; Lacertidae. The record is from the annotation of a GenBank genome assembly.
AUGUUAAGAACCCUCAGAGACGCCGCCGGCCUGAAAAGACCGGCUUCUUCACCUCCCUGCUUUCCUCGCAUUCCCCCAUCCCCUCAACCAGGCGUGGACUACAAUUCCCGGCAUCCAUCCAACCGCGACCAUCUUGCCUCUCCUUUCUCCUCUACGGCUCCCCCCUCCCCAGAAUGCAACGCGCCUGCGCCAACGACGCCGGGAGGCGGGCUGGCGUCGGGCUUUCCGCGCGGUGCAUUGUGGGAGAAGGGUGGGGACAUCCUGAGAGCGAUGGACGGCAGCAGAGAUGCGCCAGGUGAGUCUGCCCUCCCCCGCCCCGCCCCUUUCCAGCCAGAUAAGCCCCCCGCCCCACCCUCUUCUCCCUCCCCCUCUUCUCCCUCCCUCCCCACUGGGCCCCCACGAAUUGGCUCCCCCCCCCCAGUAUUAAAAAACAACCCCUUUCUCUUCCUUCGCUGGGCCUUCCAAGCUCUUUCUCUGCUGCUGCGGCUGCUUUGGGGGUCGCCAAGCUAUUACUGCAGGUCUCCUCGUUAUUAUUGUUACUGUUACUACUACUACUAUUAAUAAUAAUUAAAUUCGUUAGCCGUUUCAUUUCACCCGAGGCAGUCCAAAGCGUCUUAACCAUACUGAACAUUUUAAGUACAGUGGUACCUCGGGUUGAGAACUUAAUUCGUUCUGGAGGCCUGUUCUUAACCUGAAACUGUUCUUAACUUGAAACUGUUCUUAACCUGAAGCGUCUGUAACCCAAGGUACCACUGUAUUCAUUUUGCACCUGCCUUUUGACCACUUGCAUCCGAGUGAAGAUGCCCAAGUGCCAGGAUGGUGCCUGACGUCUCCCCCCAUCUGGGGAAUCGCUGGAUCUGGGCUGUUUUCACUCACUAAUACAGCAUCCUGUAGAAUUCUACCCGUUAUAUUUUAUCUGCACAAUAGAGAAUGAAUUUCUGGAACCAAGGUGCUUUUUCUGUGCAACCUGAGCAGGAGCAGUGAACAGCAUCAUAGUUACAGUGGUACUUCGGGUUACAAACGCUUCGGGUUACAAACGCUUCAGGUUACAGACUCCGCUAACCUGGAAGUAGUAUCUUGGGUUAAGAACUUUGCUUCAGGAUGAGAACAGAAAUCGUGCAGCAGCAGCAGCGGGAGGCCCCAUCAGCUAAAGUGCUACCUCAGGUUAAGAAUGGUUUCAGGUUAAGAACGGACCUCCGGAACAGAUUAAGUUUGUAACCGGAGGUACCACUGUAAUUGUUGUCGCUUGUCUUUGCUUACCCCACUGCCCUGCUCAGAGCAGUGAAGGAUAUUCUUACAUUAUGAAUCGUCCUUGUCACCUUUAAGAAAAAGAGGUUGGAGCUGUCCAUGGAUCAAGUGACUUUCUUGUUUAAGUUCUCAGAGUUCUUAACCUAGCUCAAGGUUGUCCUCUGAACUAGCCAUAUGUUUAACUGAGAAUCAAUCACAUUCAGUCCAUCCUUUGAAAAAUAAGACUUUAGAGCCGUCAUGCCCAAAAAUGGCAACUAGACAUUCUGGUUUGGCGGCUGUAACUUUUAAGGAGCUAUUUGGCUCCUAGCUUAUAUAUCUGAAUUUCUUAACACUGGGCUCAAUCCCUGACAUCUUCAGGCUGUCUGAAAUCCUGGCAAGAGCCACUGCCAGUCAGUGUAGGCAGUGCUGAGCUAUUUGGACCAUUGGUUUGACUCAUAUCUACAUGCCAGAUCCUGCUUUCAGCUGAGAGUUGUAACAGGUGUCCUUUGAACUCCUUUCCCUUCGCAAUGAUUAUAUGAAGGGUUAAUAUAAUUUCUUUUGUUUUUUUGUGGUGCCCCUUCUACUCGGCCAGGGAAAACCAGCCGGUGGUUUGGCAUCACGAUGCCCAAAUCGGAGAAGACCAAUGUGAACAUCCUGCACCAGGAGAAGCUGAUCGCCCAAAAGAAGCGUGAGAUUGAGGCCAAGCUGGAGCGUCAAGCCAAGCGCAGCCACUUGGCUAGUAAGCAGGCCUCGCAGGCUAGCGAGUACGUAGGAUUGCCUUGUUCAUACCUUUCAGAUAGGCUGGGAGCAAUGGGCAGGCAAUUGCCUGUGUGAUAGCGCCAGAAGAUGCAGGGAAGCACAGAAGUCUAAUAAAUAUACAAAGUAAGUGUCUCUGAGGGAGUCCCUGCUCUUCUCAUGUCCCAUUCCAGCUGACCUCUGAGGAGAGGCUGACUGCAUUUGCCUCAGGUGUGCAUUGAGCAUUAAAUUAUUCCUGAUGCUCGAGAUUUAGCAAUCAGAUUAUGAGGCUGGCUUCUGUUUUGAUGCAAUCUCCUGCUGAGCAUCUGCCAGGGGCCAGAUAUUCCUGGCAUGAGCAGUCGCUCUGAGCUUCCUUCCAGUCUUGUGACAUCAGCACAUAGAUCACGUGGAAGUCAAGGGGAUGGGAUGGCAACCAAGGACACACAGUCCUCCUUUUGUGUGUCUUUUGAAAACAGUGAUAGAACUCCGUAAGAAUGAGCAAAGGCUUAAUUUGCAAAGGGAGGGAGUCUUAAUUAUUGGAUUAUUAUUUUUUGCUGGUGGGGGAAGCUGUGCUCCACAGCAGCACUGUGGCCUCUAACCUCCUCCCUCUUUAACCCCACAGUGAUGACAGUGGAGAUGGGGAAAGCUCUGUUUCCAACAAAUUUGCCAACGAUGGGAGUUUCCUCCAGCAGUUCCUCAAGCUGCAGAAGGAGAAGUUGGGCAGCGGUAAGCACUUGUUCCUGAGUCCACUCUGCCAAUUCUGUGGGCCUGUUGUAAGUCCCAAGGGCAGGGAAUUUCUUUCAGCACAGAGAGCCAUGUUCUCUUUUGAACAGAUCUUUUGGGGGCCACAUGUCAAUAGCGGGCAGGGCUCAUGGGAAAAGCAGGCAGGGCAAUGAAUGUCAAUUUUUUCCUUCUAUGCAGUAGAGUGAGUUUCUGCACACAUUCGUGCACCAGCCCUCUCAAAGAAACCCGUUUUCUUUUUUCUUUCAAUUUUUAUUGAAGUCAAACAAAUCAGUGCCAAAAAAAUACAAAUACAAAAAAAGAAAAAGUAUAGUAUAUCAGGAAGAAACUUAAAUCAAGUGAGCAGACCAUUAGGUAAGCUAAAUUUUACAUUGUACCAUGGAGAGGGAGUCCAGGUAUUGGCUAUAUAUAUGAUUAAGUUGCCCCCAGACAGCAUGGAAUUUUUCAGGGUCCUCUGAGCUUUUUGCCACAUGUAAUUUAUGCACCUUCUCUCUGGGCGCUUCCUAUUUGUAGGGUGCUCUCCCAAGAGAGGCUCACAUGGCACCUUUGUUACGUAUCUUUAGGCACCAGGUGAAAGCAUUCCUCUACAAACAGACCUUUGGCUUUUAAACAAUGUCCUUGUAAAGCGGGGUGGGUUGUCGAGUGUUGUUUUUUUUACUUCUAUUGUAUUUAUCUUGUGUUCUAUGUUGUGUCCUGAACCCCUGGCGUACCUGGCAGCAGGCCAGUAUGCCAAGUCCAAGGGUCAAUCCGCACAGGUCCAAAGGUCAGGAAUGAAGCUCAGGGUAAGAGCCAAGUCUGAAGUCCAGCAGUCAGGAUACAGUCCAGAGCCAAAACCAAAGCCCAGUCCCAUAGAGGUCCAGGAGCACUGAAGCCAAGGUCCGCCAGCAUGGGUAGCUGAGCAUACCCAGCACCUCAGCUCUGCUUCAGUUUUGUACUUUCCAUGCUGAAUGCAACAUCUGGGCUUCAUGAGGCAUGUGACCCUCACCUGCUCCAAGCCUACUUCCAGCUGAGGAAAUCACAUCCCUCCUUCCAGAGCUAGCAAGCCCCACCUGGCCAGCUGGGGAGCUGGGCUGUGGAUCCUUGCUUCCUCAGCCUUCUGCUGCUCCCUACGCCUCAGAGCCUGCUAUGUUUGUGGGGACACGGGCCCCUCUGGCUCUUGCAAUGGGUCCUGCUACUUUGGUUCCUGUGCACUGACCCCCAUCCCCUCGCCAUCCUCCAUCCCCAGUGUGUCCCAGUCCCAACUACACCCCUUGUCAGGGUCCUCUUCCUCCUCCCUGUCAUCCUGCCGGUUCGUGACUUGUUGUAAACUGCCCUGUGGUCUGUUGAGGAAGAGCAGUAUAUAAAUUUAGUUAAUAAUAAUAACAACAAUACAGUGGUACCUCUAGAUACGAAUGGGAUCCGUUCCGGAGCCCGUUCGCAUCUAGAGCUAAACGUAACUAGUGAUGGGGCGUCUGCGCACAUGCGCGUCGCUUUUUGCCACUUCUGCGCAUGCACGUGACGUCAUUUUGAGCGUCUGCGCGUGUGCAAGUGGCGAAACCCGGAAGUAACGCGCUCCGUUACUUCCUGGUUGCCAAGGAGCGCAACUCGAACGCGCUCAACUCAAAGCAUAUUUAACCCGAGGUAUGACUGUAAUGUCAGCCUCUGUCUCCCCACCCUUCCAGACGCUUCCUCCAGCUCUGCCAAGGCCUCUGCGGCAAACCCCCCGGCUGCCAGCACCGCAAAGAAGCCCCCACUGAGCGGGAAGCGCCCCAACCUGAGUGUCACCAGCAUGCUGAACCAGGUCAAGAACUACACCCAUUCCAAGCAGACGCCCGUGACCAACCGCCUCAGUGUUUUCCAGUCGCCAGAUGACGAGGAUGAGGAGGAAGACUACGAGCAGUGGCUGGAGAUAAAAAGUAAGUGGCGUUUCUUUACAAAGCGAGGGAACAGGGCCCUCUGCCCUGCACAGCUUCCCAUCGUUUUUCCGAAGGGGGAUUCUGGCCAGCUGAAAAGAUACUUACUUUGUGCUUAGAAUUCCACUGAGUGUUGUAAAAGCUGUUAAAAAUGUGCCUUGAGAGGGAGGGAGGCACAUGUCCAGGUCAGGACCAACACCCUCUCCCCACAGCCCCAGCCUUCUUUAUUGAUUAAUCCCUCACUUGUGCCAAAAAAGGGCUUUUAGGAUGGACCUAACACAUCACUGAGUCUUUGCCCUUAGGCCUACUGUCUUAAAGGGACGCAACACAAAAGGAAAGUGAGCUGGGAGGGUGUAGUUUAGACCACAGUUGAGGAAACCUUGGCUUGAUAUACUGUAGUUGAGAAAACCAUGGUUUGAUAGCCCACAGUUGAGUAAACUGUGGUUUGAUAUACCAUAGUUGAGUAAACUGUGUAAACCAGGCGAUUGUACAAACAAUUAACAAGGAGGUUUACAAAAUAAAACCAAAAACAAUACAGCGUAGACACAGCUGCCCCAGUGUUCAGUAGGUGUUGGUAGGUCAGUCUUGCAUGCCUGCGCCUUCCUCCCCACCCCCGUAUUGAAAGCAUCAGGCUUAUGUUGCUGCCUGCCGUGGCUCCAUCGUUUCAUCCUCUUUCUCCUCGUUCCACCCACCCCGCUCCCUCCUUCUCCCCCGCCGUCUCGUGGGCCUACUGCUGUGGUUCUUAAAGAGGUAAUGUGCCUGUUGGGUGUGUGAGUUGAGCCCCAGUACUGACAGCCUGCUUAAAGUUUGUCCCCCAGAGGACACCCGGACUCGCCGAGUGGUGGAGAAGCUGGCCAGGGUCGUGGCGGAAGGGGGCCCCGAUCUGGAGAAGGUGGCGCUCGAGGACUGCAAGGACAACCCGACUUUUGCGUACGUUAGCUGCUGUUCUUGUGCAUCCACCCUCCCUCUUCUCCCUCCCUUGUGUGGUCAGUCAUGGUGCAGGAAGCCAAGGACAGCCCUUGACUCCCCUCCAUGCUUGUUGCUAUCCACCUCUCCUGCUGUGCACCUUUUACACUAGGACGCUUCCAAGACCCGAUCCCCCUUAAUGCCCUUUUUUCUCUCGCACCCCUCAGAUUCCUGCACGAUAAGAACAGUCCGGAGUUUCUGUAUUACAGGAAAAAGCUGGCGGAAAUGUGGAAGAAGGGUCAAGAUCCAGAAGAGGCCUCUUUCCAGAAAGGUAAGGCGAGGGUCAUUGCUCCCCUCCUGCAAUUCUUGCGUAAGCUAUCUUUUCAUAGGCAGAACUCUCCAAACGAUUCAUGUUGGUGACACACUUUUAAGACAGGCAUCGUUUUGUGACACAGUAAUUCAGUUUUGCUAGCAAACCGGAGGUUAAACUAACCCCUUCCCAGCCCUGGGAGCAACACACCUACACACUGCAGUCGACACACUGGUGUGUCAUGACUCACAGUUUGGAAAGUUCUGGGCUACGGGCUGGGUGUGUAUAGAGAUCAGCCUGGCUAGCGUGGCACCCUCCAGAUGUUUUGCACUAUGACUCCCAUCAGCCCCAGGCAGCACAGACAUUUUGGACUACAACUCCCACAGUACACCGUUGUGCCUGCCAAAACAUCUGGAGGGUGAAGUUUGGUGUUGAUGAUAUGAGAGCUGAGAGCUUUCUUUAAAAAAAACACACAAAACCUACUGAUUAAUGAAGCAGCAGAUUUUUAGCUUUAGUUUUUUUAAAAAAAGAUAAUUUGGCUGCUACCCUAACCCCUCAUAACUUGAGAGGAAGCCCCAUUGAAUUCAGAACAACUUAAUUCUGAGUAGACGUGGCUUGGGUUGCUGUUAGCUGCUUUUGGCGCAGAUCUGUUGAAAUCGAUGGCCACUCACUUGAGGCCUAGUGUCUCCAGAGGACCUGCUCUGAGCAUGCCUAACUCUUGAUCCAGCCUUAAUUAUUUCUUGAAGAACUAAUAUCCUGCCUUCAGGGUGCAAAGCACAAAUCAAGAAUAGUUUACAACAUUUUGUAUUGUUGUUGUUGUUAAUAUUUUCAGAGGCAGUAAAUGCUUCUCCAUACCAGUUGCUGGAAACGGCAGGAGGAGAGAGUUGCUCUUGCACUCAGGUCAUAGAAUCAUAGAACCGUAAAUAAUAGUAACAGUUCAGUCCCCUGCAAAGCAGUAACCAUUAAUUUGCUUGCUAUGCGUGUCUUUUGGCCAUUUGCAGACGUACCAUAAAGACAGCUAAAAAUAGUUUUUAAAAGCAGUCUAGGAAACCUGCUGUGAAGGUAGGUUUAAGCGAUUUGAAUGAGAACUCCUAAGGCAGACCUCAAGCUGGAAAAGCUUGUCAAAAUGAAAACUGUUUGUGAAGAAUAUGGAUUUUGGGUGUUUCAGAACAAGAGGAGGGCGCGCUGGGUCAGGUCAAAAGAUCUGGUUCACCAUCCUGCCCUAACUGGCCAGCAAGGUGCCCCAAUGGGGAAACCCACAAGCAGGAUCUGAGCGCAAGAGCCCUCUCCCCUCCCGUAGGUUCCGGCAACUGGCAUUCGGAAGCAUCGCUGCCUCUGAGCAGCAGCCAGGCUUAGGCGUUUACCAGGUGCGACAUUUAGUCAGCAGACCGACCUCCUGAAAACCCAUAGAAUGAAUUGGGCACAGAUUCCUUCAGACAGGGUGACAACCUUAGUCUAGCACGCCUGUCUGCCUUCCGGUUUGCAGGUGUGAGUGCCGCUGCUUGUGUAACAGACCAGGGUGGGGUGGGGGGAAAUGCUCAGGGUGGGGGGAACCAGGAGGGGGUAUAUUUGCGCCAGGAGUGAGCAACCUCUUGCCCUCUGGGUGUUUCUGAGCCAUCAGAGGUUUUUUCCAGGCCCUUUUAUGUGCACAAUGAGGCAGUUGUGUGCCUUAAUGUCAGUGGUUAUGCUCUGAGACCAUACAUUUAAAGUGCCCUGAGAGCACUGCAAACAGUCUUGGCUUCUUCUGGGAGCUGUAGUUCAUUAAGGGGCUGAAAGUACACUAUUCCCUUCAAAGAGUGACAGUUCUCAGAGUGCCCUGUGAAGUGGGGUCGAAGGUUAAACCUCUCUGGGUAUUGAUCCGGGGAAACCAGCUUUUCAAAGGCUGAGAGUCAUUUACACCUCUGCCACCCCCUUCCUUCUUAGUGCCCCCCCCCCCCGGUAGCCCCACUGCCCCCAGGGAGCAGUUGACAAUAUUGGGACUUAGCUGUGGAUCUGUUCUGAGUGCAGCCGGCAUUAUUUCCUCCUUUUCUGUUUGUGAUCAAAGUGGGGAGGCGAAAAGGCAAGAAACAGACUGAGAAAGAGAAAUUUUAAACCCUCCUCUUCCCGCUUAUUCCGUCCCCUCCCCUCCCGGGGUUCCUUAAGGCCAGAUUAAGAGCUUGUGGCUGUUGGGUAUGUGAGUUGGGGGCACCGUACUGACAGCCUGCUUAAAGUUUCGCCUCCAGACGACGACGAGACCAAGGACUGCGCCGAGAAGCUCGCCAGGUUCGUUGCCGACGGGGGCCCCGUGGUGGAAAUGGUCGCCCUGAAGAACCACCGGGAGAACCAGUCCUUCAGGUGAGGAGGGUCAGCUGGGAUCUGGGGGAGUGGGAGAGUCUGUGUGCCAAAACGCGCGCACACACCAUAGCCUAGGUUUACGGUGCCGUUGGCAAUUAGAUUAUAUAUUUGAGUAGAUAUGUAGCCAUGUAGAUGUGUUGUCAAAACAACUAGUGUUUUAAAUAGGAUCUUGGCAGCUCAAACAGUGAUGGGGAAACAGCCCACAAAUCUUACACUUGAUGCUUUGUACCACUCACUCUGGAAUAAUGGAGAAAGUUGCAUGUAAUUUGAGAUUCUGAUGAGGACUAGAACCUCCAGGCACCUUUUAUAUGAUUUGGCAUUCCUUCAUUACAUAUACUGUACUGUAUCGUCGUCGCAUGUUUGGCGGAUCUGGGACGACACUUGAUAGAUUAAUGCUGAUAUUCUUCAGGGGCUUUGUUAUUUUAACCUAUGUGCCACAGUACUCACCCUGCAUGCCUGUUUUAUAGUUUUGCUCUCCAUCUUUUAAUUUCCAUCUAGCGGUUCUCUCGGUUUUAUAUGCGUUAUAAAAUGAAAUUAAAACAAACUUUACACAAAAAAGGAUUUGAGACUUGCACUGGGGGAGACCAGGGUUCACAUCCACCCACUAAGCCAUGCAGCUCACUUGGGUCCCCUCAUGGCCAGGUGUCUCUUGGCCUAGUCUACCUCCCAGGUUGUGGUGAAUAUCAAAUGGGGAGAACCAUGUAUGAACCUUGAGCUCCUCAGGUGGGAUAUAAAUGUAACAAAGAACUAAUAAGGAAAGUGUAUGGUUGGCAUAAAUCUCCUAAAUCUCCUACCCACCUUUCUUUGGCGAACUAAGCUCACUUGUGAGGAAGAAAGGGAAUUUUUUCAUUUUAAUCAAUCCAUUUGCCAUAGCGACCCUUAUACCACUAGGUGGCGCCACAGCUGCUUGAAUGUUUUGAAUAAUGUUUACUUAAUUUUAUUCAUCUCAGUGCAUCAUUUUUUAAAGUUUUGCACAGUAUUUAGGUUUUGUUUCAUAUAUUUUUUUACACGCUUCAGGAUUUGGUAUAUAUUAUGUGUAGCCCGCUGCAUUCUUUCACCAUUUUUUUAUGUUCCAUUGAGUUUAACACCAAAUCGGUUAUUUCGUACAUUACCAUUGUGGGAGAUUUCCAACUUCCGUGUUUUCUACAGCUCAUGUUGGAAAAAUGUGACAUUCAUUGUUCUCGUUCUUAAAAAUCCAACAAAAAUUAUUAAUGAAUUCAAUUUAAUACUAAUAAUAAUAAAUUUAUUUAAAAUGGAUUUUCUUCCCUUUAAUUGGUCUUUGUACGCUCCUUCUGCGGGACGCAGGUGGUGCUGUGGGUUAAACCACAAAGCCUAGGGCUUGCAGAUCAGAAGGUCGGCGGUUCAAAUCCCCGCGACGGGGUGAGCUCGCAUUGCUUGGUCCCUGCUCCUGCCAACCUAGCAGUUCGAAAGCAUACAGUGCAAGUAGAUAAAUAGGUACCGCUCCGGCGGGAAGGUAAACAGCGUUUCCGUGCGCUGCUCUGGUUCGCCAGAAGCGGCUUAGUCAUGCUGGCCACAUGACCCGGAAGCUGUCUGCGGACAAACGCCGGCUCCCUCGGCCAGUAAAGCGAGAUGAGCGCCGCAACCCCAGAGUCGUCCGCGACUGGACCUAACUUUCAGGGGUCCCUUUACCUUUAUGCUCCUUCUGCAGAUUUUUGUAUGAGCCUGGCAGCUCCGGCUACAAGUAUUACCGGCAGAAGCUGGAGGAAUACCGCAAAGCCAAUGACGAUGCUGAGGGGGUCCCUCCUAUCCCGGCAGCCAACCUGAAACGCAAAGUCCCUCCCAAGGGGGCUCCCUCCCCUUCCUCUUCCUCUUCCUCCUCCUCUUCCUCCUCCUCCUCCUCCUCAGUGGCACUGCUGCCUACACCAGCUGCCCCUCCUGCAAAGCCACCGCAACCUCAGCCACUGCCACCUGCGCCUGCCACCAAAAAAAAGAGGAAAAGCCGGUGGGGCCCAGAAGAGGAGAAGGUGGACUUGCCUCCCCCAGAGCUCGCUCAGCAGACCAAGGACCCCUCGCCCACCCCGUUGUCAGGUGAGUGGCGGUUGCGGGUCGAGCAGCGCUUUGUUCAUCCCUAGAGAUCAGGGCACUCCUGGACUGGUUUAAAGGGGAGGCCCUCCUGUUCCCACACUGGCCAGCCAGCUGCCCCACAAGCAGGAGCAGAGAGCUGUAGCCUUCUCACCAUUCUAUGGUAGACUGGCUCUCUCCAUGGAGGCUCCUCUUAGGGGUCAUUAGAAACUAGGAAGAGCCUGGCCACUGAAUCAGGCCAAGGAGACCCAUCUAAGUCCAGUGGCCAACCAGGUGGGAAACUAGCAGGCAGGAUCUGAGCACAAGAGCCCUCUCCCCUCCUGCGGUUUCCAGCAGCUGGAAUUCAGAAGCAUCACUGCCUCUGACCAUGGAGGCAGAGCUCAGCCCUAAUGGCUAGUGCCAUCAAUAGCCCUCUCUUCCAUACGUUUGUAUAAUCCAACUCAGCUGGAAGCAGCCUACUGUUGGUGGGAUUGGCAGAGCAGAGCAGCUCCAAGUCUGUCACCGACUGGUGGGAGGCAGCAGCCAGGGAACCCCCAGAGGAGGAAGGCUCAGAGCCUGGGACACCGAGGAGAGGUCAGAGGGAGAAAAUUGGGAAGCUGUGCCAGAUGCUGACGGAGCAACAGGGUUUAGUGAGCGGAAAGAGGCUGUGACAGGGAGCAGUUCAGACUCUGAGGCUGAAGCAAAGGGUGGGGGGGUCCAAGAGGUUGCAGAAGAAUCCAGGGAGUCUCUCUUUCUGGCUGUGACAAGCUCCCUCCACCCUAGUCUUGGAGAAUGUGCAGAAUAAUGAGGAGGGCAAAAGAGAGGCCAGAGGUGCGCAGGCACAGCUUGAGACUGCUUGGGAAACAUCUGGGAGAGGAGGAGCCUUAGAGAGGGUGGAGGGCAGGGACCAUAGAGGCAAGACCUGCUGGGAAGGGUUGCUGAGUUGUAUGCCGUUUCCUUGAAUAAAGGAACUGACGAAAGCCUAGCAUCUUUCGUGCUGACCUGUGUCUGACUCCAGCCCUGAGACUAAGCUUGUGAGCAAUUGCAAUAUAUGUGAAAAAAGAAAUCUAAUCUCUUGACUCCUCCUCCUUCCCUCACCUCACUCCUCCUGGCCAUCCGCUUCCCGUGUUGGGUACAGAUGUUGAUAGAAGUAUUUGAUUGGGGGGUACAGAUAGAAGUAUGGGGGGUGCUGUCUCCCACAGUGUGCAGUCAGGGCUAACCCUUCCGAUGCUCCUCCUUGUCUUCAGUCCAGGACCUCAAAGGCCUCGGCUAUGAGAAGGGGAAGCCCGUCGGGCUGGUGGGGGUGACGGAGCUUUCGGAUGCCCAGAGGAAGCAGCUGAAGGAGCAGCAAGAGGUAACGGGUUCACAUCUCUGCUCUCUCAACGCUUGCUACCUGCCGUCAGGAGUUCGAGUCUUCCUCAAGCGGGGGCCCAGUUUGGUGGGCCCGUCUGACUUCUGCAGGGGUGGGGAAAAGCAUCAUUCUGUCACCCGUCGGUCACGGCUUCUUCUUUCUCCACCCGCUCCCAGAUGCAGCAGAUGUACGACAUGAUCAUGAAGCACAAGCAGGCCAUGCAGGAGAUGCAGAUCAUGUGGGAGAAGACGGUCAAGGAGCACCAGUCCGGCUAUGACAGCGACGAGGAGGUGGACAGUGAGCUGGGCACCUGGGAGCAUCAGCUGAGGCGCAUGGAGAUGGACAAGACGAGAGGUGUGUAUGCCUGGCGGAGGGGCCUGGUGGUAGGCGAGAUGGAAUGGCAGGCGCUAGGCCAGUGUUUCUCAACCUUGGUUCCCCAGAUGUUGUUGGACUACAACUCCCAUCAUCCCUGAGCUCUGGCCUUGCUAGCUAGGGGUGAUGGGAGCUGUAGUUCAACAACAUCUGGGGCCCCAAGGUUGAGAAAGGCUGCACUAGGCGCUUCUGCAUAUGCCCAUUUCUGGAAGCCAUGCAAGAGGAGUCGUGAGCCAGAAGCAGGGGACUCAGCUGAUCAAGGCAACUUGAGCUGGCAGUACAUCGCCGGCUGCUGCCAGCACAGCACAAGCAGGCGGGAGUGAGUGAGGUGCGCUGUGCUGGCAGUGGCUGAGGAGCCGUAAUGUGUCACUGGCUCAUACUGGUUUCAGACUAUUAAUCGUAAUGCCUCCCAGGUCUUCAAGGGGUUUGUUUCUUGCAGCCUUGAGGCGAGGCAUGCCUUCUGGUUAAUCCACAGAAGAGUUUCCAAACUGGCAAGGCGAUAAGACCCUUCGCUUUUUCAGCAGCUGGUGCAUUUGUUCCUUAAAAAACAAUGAAAGAAGAACUUCAGAUUUGAAGAGUUGAGGUUGUGCUGCCUCUCCGCACAUCACAGUGUUUACCUAUGGAGCUCGCUUCCGCAGGAGGCAGCUGUGCAUCUUUAGGGGGCUGUAAAAGAGGACUGGGCAAAUUCACGGCAGAGGGCCAGCGAUCGACGGCUGCAGCCACAGUAGCUGUUCUCUGCCUCCACAGUCGGAGGCAGCAAUGCUUCUCUGUGCUAGUUUCUUGAAAUCACAGGAGUGGAGAGUUGCUCUUAUGCUCAGGUCCUGCUUAUGGGUUUCCCAUCUGGGCACCUGAUUGGCUGCUGUUUUUAAACCCCCCCCCCCCCAUGUUCUUUCAUCCUCCUCUCUCAGAGUGGGCGGAGCAGCUGACGCAAAUGGGCCGCGGGAAGCAUUUCAUUGGGGAUUUCCUGCCACCUGACGAGCUGGAGAAGUUCAUGGAGACCUUCAAGGCCCUGAAGGUAACAUGCUUUUGCACCCCCUGCUCUUCAAGCCCCCCUCCCCAUCUCUCACACACGCCAGAUACAAGCUUGCAGGGAACGCCGUCUCCCUUGUGGGAUCCCAGAAACUGGGCUGGACAGAUCCUUCUGCUGGAUUCUGCAAAUCUCUUCUCAGUGUAACAGCAGAGUUUGAUUUCAGCCGUGUUCUCAUCAAGCCUUUGACCUGGUUUGGAACUGCCCCUGAGCAUGAGCAGAGGGCAGUUCCCUUGCCACUGAACAAGUACAGUGCCCUGAGCCCUGCCCGUAGUGGAGAGGGAAACGGUUCUGUUUGUGGCUGGCUGGCUGCUGCUUUCCAGAGAAGCUUUCACCUUCCCCCUCCUCUCGAGGAAAUCAAAUGCCAAGUGAGGCUACCCUCCAGGGGUGGCGUUAGGAGGUGAUCCAAGGCACCUGUGCCCCAGAGCUUUUUUAAGCAGUCAGUGCACACGCCCCAACUUUGCUCUCCCUCACAAUGCAAAGCCCCCUGGUUUUCUUUAACCCCCCAGGAAGGUCGCGAGCCAGACUACUCCGAAUACAAGGAGUUCAAGCUGACGGUGGAGAACAUUGGUUUCCAAAUGUUGAUGAAGAUGGGCUGGAAGGAGGGCGAAGGCCUGGGCUCGGAGAAGCAGGGCAUCAAGGCCCCCGUCAACAAGUAUGCACCUUGUCUCCAUCUCUCUCCUCCACCUGCUCUUGGUUGUGUUUUUUUUACUAGGGUCCGCUACUCCUACUCACCAACCCCUUUCCCUCCUACACCUGACCAACCCUCCCUUUGCACGUCACCUGUCCCCUCUGUUCGCCCCAAGCUCCUUUGUGCCCCCCACAGUGUUCUCCCUCUCCUGCCUGCCAUCGUGCAGGAGUUGGCGCGGCCACCGACUGGCAGCUGCAUGAACUGCACCAUGACAACAACCUCACGUUCUUAUGUAUAUAGGAAGAUACGGCCUUCCCCCAUACGGUGCCUUCCUGGACGUGUCGCAGGGAGGCCACUUCGGUGCUGCUUACACAGCAGUUUGGCUUCACCCCCAGAGGCACACUCCAUUGUCUCUUGAGACAGAUGGAUGCCAACAAAAAUCUGAAAGCUCCGUUGGUGGAGCGUGUGCCUUGCCCGCCGGGUGGUAAGAAUCUGUCCCUGGUACAAGUCAGCUUCUGACUCCUUUCCUAAUAAGCACCCAUGGAAGGUAAACUUAGCCUCUUUUUCUCCCUCGAAACAGGGGCGUGACAGCAGUAGACGGGGCGGGGUUUGGGAUUGACCGCCCCGCUGACCUGACCAAGGAGGACGAUGAAUACGAAGCGUUCCGCAAGAGGAUGAUGCUGGCCUAUAGAUUCCGGCCCAACCCGCUGGUGAGAUCGCCUGGACCUCAUUCUGUGUUCUUCUUAACCCUAUGCCACCGACUUCCAACCCCUGCCCCACUGACAUGCAGCCCAGGGGGCAGCCCCACUUGCCAACUUCCUUCGCCCCUCUAAUCUCAGUGCUGCCCUUCACUUAAGUCAGCAGGGAGGAGGAUGGGAGCAGACCUAGAAUGAGUUGCUUCUCUGCCUCUCAGGGUUGGGCGAUAAUCUGGUUUCCAGCUUCGUGAUAUAUUGCCAGCUAAACAUCACAAUAUAUAUAUAUCAGUGUCUGAAAUGAGGAUGGAGCUACGUAGAGGCGUUGGUGGGCUUCACGGUUUUCCCCACAUUGUGAUUUUUGCAUAGUGUGCACACACACAUCACGAUGCACAAUACAUUGCCAAGUCAGCGGUUAUGAAACCAGUAUCAUGAUGUGGACUUCAAACCCAUUUUGGACAAUAUAUCGCCCAGCCGUAACACAUACCAUGAUUUGCGAUAUAUUGCCAGGUCUAAAAGUAUGAAACCGAUAUCACAAUAUGGACUUCAAACUGGUUUUGGGUGAUAAUAUCACCCAGCGCUACUGCAGGCCCCACCCUCGAGGUUUGUGAGAGAGCUGGAACUACACAGAGGGGUCCCUCUUCUCUUGGCACCCGUAGGGAAGGAUUGUCAGGUUUCGUGCACGGGCUGCCAGUCCGCACCCACAGCCCACCCAGGCCACUUGUCAUCUUUUCUCUGCGGAGGUGGAUGUUGGGGGGAGGGGACUGAGGCUCUCCUGUGCUCCCCUUAGUCCUCCUAACUCGUCCUCUGACCGUGCUUUCUUCCUCUUCCCCCGCUACAGAACAAUCCCAGACGUCCGUACUACUGAGACCCAGCGACCUGCUUUUCCUCCCCUCUUUUCAAAUCGUCGGUUGGUUGGUUUACUGUGUUGCGUUUAUGGAAUCGACAUCUCUGCCCCCCCCCCACCACCCCGCUUUUCCUUUGAAAGCACUCUUGUUUUUAAAAAACUCAAGACCGGUCUCGUUCACCCAGCCCAUAGCGAUCAUGGGGAGGGGGCUGCGCUGUUAUUGUUGUCUACCCCCCAAGUAAAGAAGCAACUUUGGGGAUUUCUGUAGCUGGACUUGGGUGAGAGGGUUUGGAAGUCAACCCCCACCCUGAGUUAUCGCUCCCCAGGGGGCUGUCAGGAGUGAGGUGGGUGGGGUUGUGUGUUUGGGAAUGUCUUCGGAUAUAUUGGCUGAGUAACACACGAACACACACACUUACUUGAUUUGGGGCAGUCCUUUCGCUCUGAUUGCCCAGAGGAGUUCCUCCUGUUCUGGGGCAGGGUAGAGCAAGGAGGGCAUUUUGACCCACAUAGAAGUAGGGGGCAGGGGGUGCCAGGGUGCCACCUCUGGAGAGAGGCAGUGGGGGGAUUUGGACUCUCCCCCCCCCAAUAUUCUCUUUUCAAUAAAAUAAAUAAAAUCAGGCCACAAUAUUAGUGUAGGGGAAGCAGCCAGAGCGAGGGGAUGUACACACUUGCCUGUGAGGGGGGGUGGGGGUCAUGGGGUGAUACCAGUGGCUUUCACGAUCCCAUUCAGGGCUGUUCCUGCCGAGGGCGUCACUUUUCACCCUGCGGUGGAGCAGAGAGGUGAGGCAGAACCUUUUGGGCGAUGGUAGAUCCUGUUGUGGAGGGCAGACGAUCCCUCUUCCCUCCACCCCCCACUUUGCUAGGAAUGGAAAUUUGUUUACUUGCUACACCGAGUGAAACAAGGGGUCCCCCUUCUGCCUGGAUUCUCACUGAAGUGGAAGCUGAAAAGCAUCCAGGUUCUCCCCUGAAGGAGAAAGUUUGGGGCAGGGGUGUGGAGAGAUGGAACGGAGACGGGCGUUCCCUCCCCAAAACGUCUAGGGAAGCCCCCUUGCCCCCAAUAUACAUCUCAUUCUCUGCUGUUUUAGUCGAGAUUCUCUCCUUCCUUUCUCUCUCUCUCUCAACUCCCACACCCCCAUAGCAGACUUGUACCACUUCUAUUAUUAUUAUUAUUAUUUUGGGGUGUCGUGACCUUUUUGGUUUCUAUUUUUAUUAUUAUUAUUAUCAUCAUCAUUUCAACAAUGAAACUGUAGCGUUUGGCUUUCAACAAGUUAAUAAAGCUGUCUGUAAAUCU